AGUUGAGAUCUCGCUCUCGACACAGACACAGAGAGUAUGCCCGGUAUGGACAAAGAUGAACAGCCCACUUCAUAAUUGAAGUAACACAGAGAAAGAUAUAAAAUCUCUAAUGUGUAAUACAUGUAGUGGUAGGUGAACAGCAGUCGCCUUCGUCCCUGUCGUUCCGACGCUUGACCAGCAGGUGGCGGUGACGAGCCACGUUCUGUCCACGACAGCAGUAGAAGAAGCGUCUUGAUCUGCAGAGCGCGCUUCUUCAGGUCGGUCGGUCGGUCGGCAACAAUAAUAAAACAACCUGAGCCCCGCGAGCUCACCGCUUUGACACGGGACGAGUUUGUUAACAAAUGUACAGGCCUGCACCUGACAGUGGAUCUGAGGUAGAUGGCUUGGAGUCAUUCAUUCAGUCAGUGUCUGUAAGAGUAGAGUAUUUCAGGUCGCUCGAGUAUUGUGUGAAGUGGAAGAAGUCCAUGUAUCCCCAACGCUCGUCCAGGCCGAGGAGGCCCUCGGAGAAGAACCCGCUGAGAAGUUCCAGCCCUGAAGAAGAAGAGGACGUGAAGUUGAGGGGAAGGAGACGGAGGGCGGGGCAGAGGACGACCAACGCUAGCAGGGGCGUGGUCAAUACAGACGAGGGGAGCAACCGUGACAUGAUCGACGCCAUCGAUGACGCACAAUACGGCAAGCGUGGUGCGGAGGAGGAGGAGGCGGACGGAAAGUUUGUAGAGGUAGCCGACAAAGGAGUGGAUGAGUCAGAUGAAGACUGUGACUCUGUGAACAGCAGCAUCUGCUCCGGCCCCUCCAUCUUACAUCCCACCACUCACAACACACGGGUGCCAUCGCAGAACUUGUGCUCGCCCUGUCGGGAGAUGUACAAGAAGGCGAAGGCGACGAGAGCACCGAUCAAAGACAAACUCUUAGACAACGAUCCCAAGUCGCUGACAUGUGACCAGUGGGUCCUGAUCAAAAAGUGGAGACCCCGAAGGCGGCCUGAUGCAAGAGGGAACCUUUUGAUCCACGUGAAGCUGGUGAAGAAAAGACUCAGGAAAGGAGUGACGCAGAUUGAGCAAAAUAAGAGAGAGAGCGAGUCAUUAGCCUGCUCGAGGCUGCACACUUUUCUACGGAGGAACCUCAGGCGUUGUGUCCAAGCGCCAGUGAAAAAGGAGAGGAAGAUGAACAAGAGGAGAAAGAGGCCAAGAGAUGAUUCCCAGGGUACUCGUGUUGCUAAGCAGCAGCGUCUUCACGGCCACAGUCGCCGCCAAAGCAAUAGUAAGGGCCGUGCUCAUGAUGGCGACAUCCACCCGACCAGCAGUCGCAGUCGCAGCAGCAGCCCUGCUACUGAGACUUGUAGCGAUCAAAAAAUCGACAAUCAAGCAGACACAUGCGUGACCAAGUUGAUUCCCUGCACAGUCAAUCUGGAGAAAAUGGAGGCCAAAGAUCCCCCCAGCAGGCCGAAAACCCCGAAGAUGUCUAGUGGAUUCAGAGGCCUACUCGCCCAGCUGCGCAACAACAGCAGCAUGAUCGUCAAAGAAACACAUUAGGGAGGCGCCUCUGGUUUCCUCCAAACCCGUUCUAACAGCUACAGCGUCUGGGUGCUGAUGCAGCUACUUCUUGUGUUGCCAGGUUGGUUUUCGGUGUUAUCUCGUCUGGCUUUGUUCUCCUCUGUAAAUAAUUCUUGUCACAUACCUGGAGUUUAUUGACAAACACCAUUGCAGUUUAUGUGCACAUUUAUUUAUCUUAAAUUUCAAUAUACCAUUUAUUUAAAGUUGUACAAAACUAGAUGACUAAAUAAAUGUGUGCUGUUGUUGUA
Scophthalmus maximus (turbot) is the source of this 1801-nucleotide messenger RNA. RefSeq names its product serine/threonine-protein kinase PRP4 homolog. The record is from RefSeq and is a predicted model, not a curated record. Lineage: Eukaryota; Metazoa; Chordata; Actinopteri; Pleuronectiformes; Scophthalmidae. The coding region runs from base 342 to 1532 and encodes 396 amino acids. The transcript has 6 exons.